Molecule: messenger RNA, 602 nt
Organism: Papilio xuthus (Asian swallowtail)
Lineage: Eukaryota; Metazoa; Arthropoda; Insecta; Lepidoptera; Papilionidae
Exons: 2
Coding region: 15-524 (169 amino acids)
Source: RefSeq, a predicted model, not a curated record
GUCGCAUCAGCAACAUGAACGCUUUCUACGUACUCGCCUUUGUGACGGUGGCGGCGGCGGCGGCGGUUCCGCCCGCGGUGACAGGAGAAGCGGGCGCAGCUGCCGGAGAGCCACGCGACAAGCGCGGGCUGGCGGGCGAGGCGCUGCUGGCGCCCGGCCUGCAUGCACCGCUGCUGGGCUACGAGGCGGGCCUGCUGGGUGCGCACGGAUUGCACUCACCACUCAUCAACCCGCACCUCGCGCACUCCCUGCACAACCCACUGCUGGCCUCCUCGCUCUACUCCUCCCUCUACGGCCACGGCUACGGAUCCUCGCUCUACUCCCCGCUCGGCUACGGGUACGGCUAUCCCCCCGGCCUGCUCUCCCCAUACCUCGGCGGACACAGCCCGCUACUGGCCUCCCCCUACCUGGGCGUGCACAACCCGCUUCUGGCGCACGCCGCUCCCGCCCUCACCAUCGUCAAGUCCGGCGGCCACUCCAGCUCUAACGGGCACGGCCACGGCAAGCAGAGCUCCGAACAUUAAGUAGCUGCCAAACUUUUGUUAAUUAUUUAUAUGUUUUAAAAUAGUAACAAAUUUUUAAAUACAUAUUUUUUUACAAAA